GCUACCAUCAACAAUAUUUUUCAAAUAUAACAUCCUGGAUAGCUUCGUGUUUGACUCAGCCUUCAUUUAUUCAGAUCUCACCGUACCAUCGCGAUGGCAAACACCGCCCCUAAAGUCCCCGCAGAAGAGCGCCAAGAGGCUCCCGAGGCCGUCGACAAGAAGGCGGAAGCCCUCGCGAAGCUGAUACGGCGAAGCAAGCAUCUGAUCGUCUUCACGGGCGCCGGGAUCUCGACGUCUGCAGGAAUUCCCGACUUCCGCGGUCCUAAGGGCGUCUGGACGCUCAGGGCCCAGGGAAAACAGGUGACGGGCGCGGUCAACACCUUGCAAGCUAUACCGACGCCCACGCAUAUGGCGCUAGUCGAGCUGCAGAAUCGAGGGCUGUUGAAGUAUUUGAUAAGCCAGAAUUGUGAUGGCUUGCAUAGGAAGAGCGGAAUCCUGCCAGAUAGAAUAUCUGAGCUUCACGGCAAUAAUAAUCGCGAGUACUGCAAAGACUGCGGGACGGAGUAUCUCCGCGAUUUCCGAGCCGUGGCUUCAUAUGAAAAGACAGUCCACGACCACCGCACAGGACGGAAGUGCGCACGCUGCGAAGGCGCCUUGCUCGACAGCAUCAUCAAUUUCGGCGAGGCUCUUCCGGCCGAGCCUCUCCAACUAGCACGCGAUCACGCCGAGAAGGCAGACGUCUGCCUAGUUCUAGGCUCUUCUCUCACGGUGACCCCGGCGAAUGAGAUCCCGGAAACCGUUGGUCGGCGGAAGGGAACCAAACUCGCCAUCUGCAAUCUGCAGGAGACGCCGAUAGACGGGCUCGCAGAUCUGCGUGUUCAUUCUAAGGCAGACGAGUUGAUGGUUCGGGUGAUGGCUAAACUCGAUAUUCCCAUCCCGACGUUCAUCCUUCGAAGGCGUCUGGUCGUCCAGAUGGAGUCGACGGGCGGACGGCAGAAUCUCAGGGUCUACGGCGAGGAUGUUGACGGAACGCCGGCUACGUUCCUGCGUUCCGUAAAACUUGAGUAUAACAGGCGUGUGGUUCGUUCCGAGCCGUUCGUGAUAAAUUUCCGCGGAGACCUGGACGCUGGCACUGAGCUGAAGCUUGAGUUGGAAUUCAUGGGGAAUUAUGGCGAACCUAACCUGGAGAUCCCUUACGAAUACGUGGAUGGAAACCAUUCACAACUAUACCUUCUCGAAUACAAUCCACACACAGGGGAAUGGAAGACGACAAAGAAGGAAGAACCAGGCGUUGAUGCUUUAGCUGACAAUGUGGAAUCAGCUCUUGCGAUCAAUAAUUCCCCCGAGGUCAUAGUUAUUGAUGAUUAAUAAAUAUAAAUUUAUUUUACGGACAAAUCAUCCUAUGUACCAGAUCCAA
Molecule: messenger RNA, 1357 nt
Organism: Annulohypoxylon truncatum
Lineage: Eukaryota; Fungi; Ascomycota; Sordariomycetes; Xylariales; Hypoxylaceae
Product: NAD-dependent deacetylase sirtuin-7
Exons: 4
Coding region: 94-1308 (404 amino acids)
Molecular function (GO): NAD+ binding
Source: RefSeq, a predicted model, not a curated record